UUCUCAAGCACAGUUUGAUUCUGGUGAUGUGAUGUAGUGAUGUUGUUGUUGGUAUUUUCCACGUGGAUUAUGUGCCAAACAAUAACACAAACAAUGCUCAAUACAUAAAUGAUGGUAAAUUCGACCAAAUGUUGGAAAUGUAGCUCCUUUUUCAUCAUCUUUUGGCAUCUGGCAAGCUAAUAAACGGCUGUGUCACGGGAUAUGCCAGUGUUGCAUAACAACUUGUGGCAACUUUCUUGUCCUCACGUGAAUUGUAUGCAGGUCUCCAAUGAAAGCAUUUGUCAUAUGUUUUCUGGUACUGGAAAGAGCUAUUCUCUUGAUCUUAUCGUAUACUAGCGUAUUCUUGACGCCCUUUCUGUAGGUGUUAUGGAUGCCUUUGGUAACGUGUACCCGACUUUACUGGGAUGUUUUCUUAUUAUACUCAUUGGCUAUGUCUGCGGCCGAGCAAGUUUGAUAUCAGCAAGCCAAGGAAAAGGAGUUGAGCUGUACAUCACCCGUGUCGCCUUACCAGCUUUGCUGUUCAAGUCACUUGUGGAAUUAGACUUUUCUAAAGUGGACUGGAAUUUUUGGUUUGGGAUUCUCGCAGCGAAAGCCAUUUUGUUUGUGAUAGUUGCCUCGCUAACUCUUCUCGUUAGCCAACCAAUGUCAGGGAAUCUUGGAAGAGCAGGGUUGUUUGCGAUUUUCGUCACGCAAUCAAACGACCUAGCACUUGGCUUGCCCCUAUUUGAUGCCAUCUACAAAGAAACACAUCCUGAAUAUGUGCAAUACUUGUACUUGUUGAUUCCAGUGUCAGUAGCUCUCUUGAACCCAAUUGGAUUUUUAAUGCUUGAGUUUCAUAAGAAUGCAAAGGAAAAAGGCAGCAAGCCCCGCAAGUUGAAAAUAAUUUGGACAGCAGUGAAAGGUGUUAUUUCAAAUCCGCUGGUGUUUAUGGUGAUAAUGGGUAUUGUCUUCAAUUUUGUUUUGAAUGGGACAAAGUCUUUUACUGGGUUUGACAGACAGCAUUGGUUUCUUUCUCCAUUCCUCUCGGUUGUGGGAAACUCUUUUGGAGCUACAUCUUUGUUUUAUUUGGGACUCAAUUUGGUUGGCAACAUGAAAAGUUUAAAUGGAUUCACAAUUAUUGUUCCUUUCCUUCUUGUUUUCUGUAAAAGCCUCAUAUUCCCUGUGAUAGCAAGACAGGCUGUAUUCUGGCUGCACAAUAAUUCAUCUGUAAAUGAUACAAGCUUGACAAGUUUUGCAUUCAUUUAUGGGACGCUUCCAACUGCACCACCUGUUGCUGUCUAUUCCUCAAUGUAUGGAAUUCAUGUGGAUACUAUUGGUACAAGCAUGGUACUGGGAACAUUCCUCUCAGCUCCGAUCAUGUUUGUUUCUUCCAAAAUGAUAAUGGUGAUGAGCUCUGAGAGUGAUGAGAUCAGUCGUGGUUUUAAUAAAGCACUUUUUGACACUGGCAUCCUUAGCACUGUUUGCUGCGUCUGGGUGAUGAUUGUUUUAUUCACAACCAAGUAUUACAGGCGGCUUCUGCAUCAAUGCACAUUAACCCUCAUCGGGUUUCAGCUCCUGUUAUCCCUUGCAAUGUCAUUGUCAAUAAACGUAUCUAUUAAAGACGGGUAUCACGUGCUUCUAGCCGUUUUUCUUAUUGGCUUGUUUGGAACUACUGUCUGGACAACCUUGGUGUGCUAUGCGUUGACAGCAGUGAGGUGCCAAGGGGAGAGCGUUGCUUCACGAAAAAAACCAAUUAUCUUUAUCUGCGGCAUUUGCUUUCCUUUAGCCAUCGGCAUCAGUCUAGCAUUUACCAAGGCUGGAUCUGACCUCGAAAUAUCUGGGUUGCAGAACAAUGCUUCUAAAGUGCUCAAUCCCUUUUUAGAAUAUAUCAAUGGAAACAAAGUCUACAAUUGGUUUCAUGGUGUAACGCAAGUGAUUUCUCUUCUUUCUUGUGUGGUUUUUUUAAUCAUCCUGCAGAGGUAUGACAAAUACUGUCGGUGCAGAGAAAUGAGCGGAAGUGACAUGGAGCAAUUAGCCAUCAGCGAAACGGCUGCGGAGGAAGGUUUUAGGAAAUCUUGCAGUCGGUGUCAGACCCUAUGCGAAAAAAUGAAGGAUAUAGAAGAUUAUUCCGAGGGUAGCAGCUGUUGCCAUCAAUAUGACGAAGAACAGACACAAAAAGAACUCUACUCGCAUGAAAGAGAUGAAUCACAAAACCCCGACAGCAGGAAAAGAGUUUUCGCUAAGAAGAAAAUGUAUGGAGCAGUGCCUACCUCUGAUACCGGUGAUAUUCAAUACGAGGCACUGAAGGAUAUCGAAAAGAUCACCUUUGAAGAAUAUCUGCAAGGAGAUCGCCACCAGCUUAGUCGCCACGUCAUUCUCGUUCUAUUUCUGUGUUUCUUCUCAGUUUUGAACGUGUUUCUUUGCUUCGAGCGUUUGAAACAAAACUGCCAGGCGCACAGAGCGGGCAUAUUCUUGGAAAUAGAAUUCCUUGCAGUCACAUGCACAAUUGGUCAGGGUCUCCUGUCCUUUGCUAUUUUCGGUUUCAACAAGAUAUUUUUCAACUUGUUGUCCUUUGAACGUCUCGGCUGUAUACAACCAGGAUGCAUUGCCAAGAAGAUACAACUGGAACCAUUAGAAUAUCUUGACCAAACAGUCAAAGAUAUUUGCUUGAGGUUUCGAGCCCAUCAUCUCGAAAACUGCAGAAAAGAUCUAGUUAGCGACCUCAGGUUUCACUUCCGAUCAUACAAGAACGUAUUUCGUGGCGAUCAAAUGGUUGACUGGAUCAUCGAAUUCGGUCUCGCGAAUACAAGGGCCGAUGCCGUGUACUACGGCAAUUGCUUACUUAAAGGGAGGAUAAUUCAACAUUGCGUUAACGAACAUUAUUUUUAUGAUUUGCCCUAUUUCUAUAAAUUCUGUUAGGUACAAAAAAUACUUUACUCGAUAUUAAUUCGCAUAUUACCACAAGAUGCGAAAAUUUUCUAAUAAAAAGAGAUACAAGUUGAUGCUUUUCUAAAGCGAUAUUUCCAGUAUUUGACAAUGCUGUGUCCAUGUGUUACCUACUUUGCAGUACAUUUAAUGUACUAUAAACCAGUGAAGUAGCCGUAAAUUCAGAGUAGCAGCCAUUCAUUCAGUACUCCGCCAUCGGCUUCUAUGCUCUUCCUUAUCACGUGUGACAAUCACAUGGAUUUUGCCUUCAUUAGUUUCAAUUCAUUAUGAAAUGCAAUAUUUCUCGCUUGUAAAGUAAAUUAAAUUGUAAGUGAAUAAUGGAAGUUUAUUGGAUUUUGUAUGCUUAUUGCGUUAAACGCGUCUGCUUCUGCAGUUUUUUUAGCCGUGGUUAUUCUUCCGGCACCGGAUCUUAUCACAUUUUGGCUAUUCAUACGGUAGGCAAGUAUUUGCGCACGAAACACACAUAAAAGGCCCUGGAAUAAUAGCCUGAUAACUAGCCCAUUUACGUUGUUCACAGUGAUUUCUAUGUAGCCCAUUUGCUUGAAUUUUUCAGAUUUCAAAAAAGCGCACACAGAGCAAGCUCUGCCAUAAACUCAAGUGGCAACCCGACACGAUUGUGGUGAUCCCCACCCCCACUUUGGAAAAAUUCAUAGUUUCUAUUUGAUUUUUCAAUCAUCUAAGGUUGCUUUUUGGCAAAUUUUCAUAUUUGUAGGCAAAUAAUGGAUGGUACACCAACUUUGUCGGCAAGUUGGAUCGGCCCUGUGGUUCACGAAAUCGAUUAAGCAAUAUUUCUAGUUUCAGAUAUCGUUAGCAACGAUAAAUCACACAGGCAGCCAACAUUUACUUCGUUUGUAUGAGCCUUGCAGCACCGGCCUAACAUCGCUUACAAGGUCUGUCAACGAAUCUCGAAUGAAAUUUUUCAAGACAAAAUUAUUGGGUGUGCGCAGGCGUCAGACUGUUGUCGUGCGCAAGUAGUUGAUGCGCAUGCAUGCCGGAUGAAUAGCUGAAAUGUAAUGAGUUCCGGUGCAGGAACAAUAACCACGGCAUUUUAAAUUAUCUUCUAAGUAGCGUUGUCUAUUGAAGAUCAGGACACAUUAAAGCAUUAAGAAAGGACACAUCAAAGCAUUAAUAACCAUAUGAAAUUAAGCACCCCUUCCACCACAUUUACAAUUAAAGCAUAUCACAAGUCUUCAAACAAGUUAUUCAUCUACACGCCUGGUCUUUUGUCGCCACAAUUAAUUUUUGAAGUUAAUUUUUUAGCUCAAAACUGCCAAUAUUCAAAUAUCAACGCAGGGUAAUAGCGAGGCCCCUACGUAAACAAUCACUUUAGAAAACUUUAAAGGCACUAUGUCCCAUCAAUCAACCUUUUAUAAAUAGAGGUAUGUUUAUAAUAGAGUAAUUAUGUGGAAAAUUUUUGUCCGAAAUCUUUUUCAAUUUUUUGCUGUGAAUGAGCAAUAUUGAUAAAAGUUUAAAACGUCGUAGGUCUUGGCAUGGCCAUGUAGCAUUUCAAGGGGAAGCGUAAACAUCAAUGUAAUAAUUAUUUCCCUGUUAUCAGUUUCACGGUCUUCCUUGUACAAAAGACCACGAUAUAUGUAUUUUCGUACCUAUUGUUGUUUUUGAAACACGUUAAAUUGUCACUGCUAUGUUUAUUUUGUGGGCAGCCUAAUUUUAUUUUGUGGGCAUGUAAUUAGUAUAAAAAUAACUUGCCUUGGGUGAGUUGAAUUUGCAUUGUUUAACUGUGUAUUUUUUCAUAAAUUUUCGCAGUCUAACCAUGAGAGUUAAUAUCAAAUAUUUGUUGCUCGAUCUUUUGUGAAUAGGAACUGAUUGAUAUGUUGAAUAUCGCCACAAUUAAGCUGGUGAACAUCGAUUGAUGUUUUUAAAAACAUCAGCAGAUAUGUUCAUUGA
Rhopilema esculentum is the source of this 4830-nucleotide messenger RNA. Its product is annotated as lysosomal cholesterol signaling protein. Gene Ontology annotation, biological process: transmembrane transport; intracellular signal transduction; negative regulation of BMP signaling pathway. The record is from RefSeq and is a predicted model, not a curated record. NCBI's taxonomy places the organism in Eukaryota, Metazoa, Cnidaria, Scyphozoa, Rhizostomeae, Rhizostomatidae. Gene Ontology annotation, cellular component: membrane.